Messenger RNA from Abrus precatorius (Indian licorice), 963 nucleotides. Its product is annotated as homeobox-leucine zipper protein ATHB-54-like. Gene Ontology annotation, molecular function: DNA-binding transcription factor activity, RNA polymerase II-specific; sequence-specific DNA binding. The coding region runs from base 1 to 963 and encodes 320 amino acids. Lineage: Eukaryota; Viridiplantae; Streptophyta; Magnoliopsida; Fabales; Fabaceae. Gene Ontology annotation, biological process: positive regulation of DNA-templated transcription. Gene Ontology annotation, cellular component: nucleus. The transcript has 3 exons. The record is from RefSeq and is a predicted model, not a curated record.
AUGGCGGGUGAGAAGCUUUCUGGCGGUUCAAGCAUGACAAUUCUACUCCAAAACGAAAGCCUUCCAUGCUCCUCUGAGCUUGUUCACUCUCUUUGGCUUCAAAACUCUCAACCUUCUUUUCAUGGUUCAAAAUCCUUGUUUGAUGUUGUGAAUGUCACAGAUAGGCCCUUGUUCCAUGGGCUUGAGAAAGAAGAGAAGGGUGAUGAUGAGGAUUACGAGGUUUGUUUCCGUCAACCUGGUAAGAAGAGGAGGCUUACAAGCGAUCAAGUUCAGUUUCUUGAAAGCAACUUUGAGGUAGAAAACAAGCUUGAACCCGAAAGGAAGGUCCAACUUGCAAAGGAGCUUGGCAUGCAGCCAAGGCAAGUGGCCAUAUGGUUCCAAAACCGUAGGGCAAGGUUUAAGACCAAACAGCUAGAAAAAGAAUAUGGCAUAUUGAAAGCUAGCUAUGAUAUACUCAAAAGUGACUAUGACAAACUACUUCAAGAGAAUGGCAAGUUAAAGGAAGAGGUUAAUUCUCUCAAGAACAGAUUGCUUCCUCAAGAGAAAGAGGAACAUAAUUUAGAUGAUACCUCCUGUGAUGCUGUCAAUUCACAGCAUAAAGAGCGUGAGGAUUUGAUAAUAAAUACAGGUUCUGAAAAUGGGUCCAAAGGGCCACUUCCUGUUAUGGUAAUAUGCAAACAGGAAUAUGCUAAUUCAGCUAAAAGUGAUGUGCUUGAUUCGGAGAGUCCACAUUUCACUGAUGGAAACCAAUCCUCAUUUGUGGAGCCUGCAGAUUCCUCUCAUGCUUUGGAACCAGACCACUCAGAUUUCUCACAAGAUGAUGAAGACAUCCUAAGCCAAAAUCUCUUAACACUGCCAUUCUUACCAAAGAUUGAAGAUGUCUGUUAUGGUGAACCACUUGAAAAUCCUUGCAGUUUUCGGUUCCCAGUUGAGGAUCAAACCUUUUGUUUUUGGUCUUAUUGA